AGCAUUUCAUCGUUGUUGUUUGAUUGUGCUUGUUUUUGUCUGUCUAUCACCUGGAAUUCAAUGCACGUUCGUAGAAUAAUUGUUAAAUAGGCAAUGCUUGAUAGUCUUGAUAUAAGACUGUUGUCUUCAGUAGUUAGGAAAUAGAUGAACUAAAAAAGGCAAAUGUAUUUCAAGCCACACAUGGUUGAUCAGCAUUACAGAAAACUGAGACUGGUUCAGUAUUUUUUCGUGCACCCAGUCAUCUGCACUACACUUUGUAUACAAAAUGGAGGUCAUCAGGGUCCUGAGUUCCUUAUUAUGUUAAUGUAUAGUGCUGUUAAUUGCAGAUGGUGAUUUCUGCAAUACCAAAGCCGAUGUAGUUGUUCUUAUUCAAGACAGUCAGGAUAUUUCCACAGCGACAGUUGGAAACAUAAAAACCGUGGUGCGAAGACUGCUGACUCUUCUAGGUAGUGAGUCAACUGACUUCACCUUUGCACUGGCAACGUACGCUAAAUCGAGGCGAAUGAGUUGUUUUGGCAGCGCAACCGAUACAAUCAGUUAUAUGGACAGAGAAUACAAUCAUGGACGUCGUGGUACUAAAAACCUUUUAAAACGGGCCCUAAGUAGAAUGAUCUUAAAACAAUUUCAAAAUCGACGAGACGACAGAAAAGGCGACGACACAGCAAAGAUUCUAGUAAUAUUCUCAGACGGCAAAGCGGAACAUGGAAGAGGUGCGAGUGGAAACAUUAUGGACACCUUCAGGCUUGAGAAAGCUGCAAAACUGUUGAGAGUCAAUAACAAGGUUAAAAUAGUCGGAGCCCUUAUUCCCAACAAUGACAACACAGAACGAAUACAGGAGCUAAAAGGCAUCGUCACUGAACCAAAUGAUGCCAUAGACGAGGAUUUUACUUCUAGCAACCUUAACAACAUCGCAGAUCUCCUUGCAGCUCGGGUGAAACGAUUUGUAACCUGUCCGGUUACAUACACAAUUGAAGUUUUCACCGAGGAGACAUUUGUAAACAACGAGUACAAUCUGAAAGUUAGGAUUCAAGGACAGGGGGACAAACAAACUGAAGACCACGCCUUGACCGAGCCAACAACAGAAAUGCAAGGAGACCUGUUCGUGAUUAAAGCCGAGUUCUCCGAUCUUGAUGUUGGAACUGUGAGGAGGGUUCAUCUAUCAGCAAGUAGAAAAACCCAGGGAAAUAGUGUGUGGAGCCUUAAGAAGGUAAAGGUUAAAAAGGGAGGGCAAACGGUAACCGCAGUUUUCAAUGAAGAUAUUCCCGCCUGGCCCCUUGGUCAAUGGUAUUCUGGUAAGUUCUAAUUAAAAAAUGUUUUCUAACAGUAGAAUAUAUCUCUCGUGUCAGCAUUUUUCCGACCAUUGGCCCACUUUACCAGCUUCAGAAGUUGUCGCUCUAAUCUGUGAGAUGCGCUUAACCCUUUCACCCCCGUGAGGAAUACCACAUAUUUGUGAGACAGUAGUUAUAGACACAAAGACCACCAUACAAUAUAUCUUUUGAAAGGUAUUGUUUGUGGAGUUCCAUAAAUAAUACUAACAGCCAUAGAGGAAGUUACAGUUUGAACUGCAAAGCAUUCAAAACGAAAAAAAGGGUUGAAAAAUAUCUUACUCCUCCCAUA
This is a messenger RNA of Orbicella faveolata, 1617 nucleotides long. RefSeq lists its product as uncharacterized. The record is from RefSeq and is a predicted model, not a curated record. Lineage: Eukaryota; Metazoa; Cnidaria; Anthozoa; Scleractinia; Merulinidae. Gene Ontology annotation, molecular function: calcium ion binding; phospholipid binding. Gene Ontology annotation, biological process: arachidonate secretion; lipid catabolic process; phospholipid metabolic process.